AUGAACUUCUGUUUCUUUGAAACGGUAACUUAUAUCACAGUCUAUGCUGUGUUCGUUGCAUGUAUAUGUUUGACGAAAUCAGAGUUGUGUGCCAAUUGGAUAAAUCGUGUCUCUAAUGAUGGAGAAAUUUUCAAGGUGAUAAAACCGUGUGGAUAUAUUCAAUGUAUAAAGGAGUGUAAACGUUCUGCAGACUGUGCUGAAGUAACCUUUGACAGGGAUCAGUUAAACUGUGGUCUUGUGAGAAAAUCAACAGCAACUUCCUUUCCGGUAGAUUUAUCGACACGCCUUGGACCAUGUGCUACUAAGAAAUGUUCAGUGAACGAAAGAUGUGUUUCAAUGACAGACGGAUCUGGUCUUUGUAUUAAUGCAUUGACAUGUGAAGGAAUAUAUACCCAAGGCAGAUGCUUCUUCGAAGGAAGUACAUCGACUUGGUUCGAAGGGCGGGAUAAAUGUCAGGAGCUGGAUGGAAGUUUGGCAACGAUUGACUCAAACACUAUGAACUAUUUUAUACUGAGGGUAACAUCAGCUGGAGUGUUUUGGGUCGGCGGAAACGACUUGGAUACCGAGGGCACGUGGACCUGGAUAGCGAACGGUCAGCCAGUUGAUCUCACCUCCUGGUGGUACCAAGGUCAACCUCAGGCUAGUUCCGACGAUGCCGACUGCUUGGGGGUGCAGAGUUCCGGCGUUUGGAGAGACGUGUCAUGUUCACUUGCGGCGCCUUUUAUCUGUCAGACAUACCUUACACAAUAA
Ylistrum balloti is the source of this 750-nucleotide messenger RNA. Its product is annotated as low affinity immunoglobulin epsilon Fc receptor-like. NCBI's taxonomy places the organism in Eukaryota, Metazoa, Mollusca, Bivalvia, Pectinida, Pectinidae. The transcript is spliced from 5 exons. The coding region runs from base 1 to 750 and encodes 249 amino acids. The record is from RefSeq and is a predicted model, not a curated record.